UCUGAUUUUAGGGUGGGCUGCAAUUAUUGGGCCAGGCCCAUGAGGAUCCGACCCGAACCGGCUUAUGAGUCAUGAAUGAGGGCAACCACAUAUCCAACGAGAAACCCUAGCAAGCAUUUCCGAAUCGAAGCUCCAGGAAGGACGAGUCGAGCGAAAAAAGACUGAAUUUUUUCAAUCUAAUUAGAAGCCCUAGUAUUCAAUUAAUCGCGAUGAAGAAGAAGAAUGAGGUAAAUUAUCAAAUACUUCUGCUCCAAAGAUACAAAAGGCGAUGAAGAAAUCCGUUGCUAAUACAAAAAAGGCUAAUCUUUUCAAUCAGAUUAUUACUAGCAGUAGAGGAGAUUCCAUCCAAAAGUUUAAUCACAUCUCCAAAGGGAAGAGCGUGUCAAAUAAUGCUAUAGAGCAGAUGGAUAUUGUUGAUCAGGCCAUGGGAAUCCAAUUCGAGGAGGACAUAGUUAUGGAGAUCCUCGCCAGGUUACCCGUGCGGUAUCUCUUUCAAUUCACAUGCGUUUCGAAAUUGUGGAAGGCAUCAAUCUCUGAUCCAUACUUUAAGAAGAAGCAUCUCAAUCAUGCCAAGAAUGACCGAAGUUCUCAAAAACUUCUUAUUAGCCCAAAGUGCAGGUUUAAGGAUCAUAUUUGUAGCUUCUAUUCUUCUUCUUUAUCGUCACUUCAAGUUGUUGUGGAUGAACAAACACUUUAUUGGCCUUCAAACCACAAACCAGUGGGUUCCACAAUCUACUGUUGUUGUGAUGGGUUGGUUCUUCUGGCAACUAUUGAUGGACUCGGUAGACACCUUUUGCUGUGGAACCCCUCCACAAGAGAAUCAAUAGAACUUCCCCAUCCAGAAUCUCCAUUUAAUGAUUGUGUAUGCGGGAUUGGAUAUGAUUCUACUAGUGACGACUAUAAGAUCGUUGCGAUUAACCUAGACGCGUGCAUCGAUCAGGAUGUAUCUGUUGAAAUUCUUGCGCUAAAAAGUGGUUCUUGGAGAAAAAUUUGUAAAUAUCCUAUUGGUAUCCACCGUGUAUCGGGUGGUGCUAUGGAUUGUGGUAUGGAUUCUUUGGCAUUUGUACAUGGAGCAUUUCAUUGGGUUGGUUUAUCACGAUGUUCUACUAUCAUUUCACUUAAUAUUUCAAGUGAGGUGUACGGAGAGAUACCCUUGAUAGAGCAAAUGUGCAAUACAUACAACGCCAAGUUCAUCGACCAGGGCGUUUUAGUAUUGGGAGGAAUGCUUUGUUUUUAUUAUACAUAUUACAGAUUUAGUAGGUACGUCCCUUUUAAGUUGUGGGUAAUGAAAGACUAUGGUGUCAAGGAAUCUUGGACUGAAUUGCAUACAAUACAAGGCUAUGACCUUUUUUUUUCAGCCAGACCGCUUUAUAUGUUUGCGGAUGGUGAAGUGUUGCUACGCUGCAGACAUUUUCAAUAUUUUGGUUCUGUAUAUAGGACAUCCAAAGGACCAUUUGAGGUCCCGCCUCAAUGUCCUACCUUUAUGAAAGGACUAGUUUAUACAGAGAGUUUGAUCUCUCCAAAAUCACUUAUUUGAUAUUUGAUUAUGUAUGACAGACGCUAUUUUCUUUUUUGAAGAUCUUGUAACAACCUCUUAUUCUAAUAAAUUCAUCUAUUGCUUGUUUUUUUUUUGAA
Messenger RNA from Nicotiana tabacum (common tobacco), 1635 nucleotides. RefSeq names its product F-box/kelch-repeat protein At3g23880. NCBI's taxonomy places the organism in Eukaryota, Viridiplantae, Streptophyta, Magnoliopsida, Solanales, Solanaceae. Gene Ontology annotation, molecular function: protein binding. The record is from RefSeq and is a predicted model, not a curated record.